GGGAGAGAGAGGGAGAGAGAGAGAGAGAAACCGUUCUCGUUCUCUUGGAAGCUUCGAUAACCCCAUCCAUGGCGCCGUAUCCUCGGCUGCUCUAUCCAUGGCCGAGCAAUGCCACGGAGUGCUCAUCCGACUGCUCGCCCUCGUGCGCUUUCUAUGGUCUCUGCUCCUCUCCUCCCCACUCCUCUCACCCUCCCCCUCCUCUUCCUCCUCCUCCUUCUCCUCCUCCUCCUCCUCCUCAUCCUCACCACCCCGCCACCUCCAACACCACCACCCACCGCCACCAUCGCCUCCUCUCCCUCUCCCUCUCCCUCUCCGUCUCCGCCGCCUCCUUCUCCGCCCUCUUCCUCCUCCUCCUCGCCUGCUGCGUCGCCUCCCGCCUCCUCCGCGGGCGACGCCGCCGAUCCGCCGCCGCCGCCGCCGGAGAAGGAGACGGCGAUUUCUACGAGGCGGACCACCACGUGUGGUACAUACGCACCGUGGGGCUCGACGAGCCCACGAUCGAGGCCAUCGCCGCGUGGACCUACAAGGCCGGGGACGCCGGGCCCCUCGGCCGCGCCGCCCGGGAGUGCGCCGUGUGCCUCGGCGAGUUCCGGGACGGGGAGCUCCUCCGCCUCCUCCCCAAGUGCGCCCACGCGUUCCACCUCCCCUGCAUCGACACCUGGCUCCGCGCACACGUCAAUUGCCCCCUAUGCCGCGCCCCGAUCGUCGCCCCGCCCACCGCCAUUGAUGCGGCGCCUCCUCCCCCUCCUUCGUCUUCGUCGCCCUUGCCCUCUUCGUUGUCUCCUCUGAUUGAGCUGACCAAUCGGGAGGAGCCCGAUUUGGGCUCUUCUGCCCUAAUAGAGAUUGCCCAAAUCGAUGUAGGCCAAAUAGGGAAUGGGGAGGUCGAAAACAACGGAGUAAUCGCACCAGUGUCCUUCUCUUCUUCUUCUUCUUCUUCUUCUUCCCUGGGUAGUUCUCAAGUGAGGCUCCAACUGCUUCACCGAUCGAGGUCUAUGGACUGGUCGUCACAUACUUCUCUCAUUGUCCCGGUGGAGUUGGAGGAGAAAAGUGUAGAGGAGAGUAAACAACAUAAGCUCGAAGAGGAGUAUGGUUCUAAGAGCAGGGGAAAACAAGGAAGUGCUUCAAAGGGAGUUUCCCGGCUGCAGAAGAGUCCUCUAGAUGUGGAAUGUAUUAAGAUGGAAAGGUCUCUGUCAAGUAGUAGCAGUUCAAGGCUGCUUUUGUCGCGGCACGGACGGGCACGGAGCUCAGUUCUACCAUUGUGAAGAACUAUGAGGAGAAAUAGGGUGCUUUCAUGCAAUCACUGUGAACUGGACAACUGUGUCAGCUUCCUGAUCACUAGACCAUAGAUGUCCACACAAAGCUGUGAAAAUUUUCUUGCCUGACUAUCCGUUCGUAACUACAAGACUUCUCAGUUCAUUGGUGUAGGUUGUCUUGCUGAUUGCUGAUUGCUGAUUGCACACUUCUUGUGGGAUAUUCUCAAGCAGUGUCCUAUCAGAUCAAUUUCAGAUCAAGUUGGUGGGUACCUUGAUCCACGGAUGUCCUGGUAGAUCAGUUUAUGCAUCAGCUCUGCCAUGUGCAUCAUAGGUGAGGCAUGAAUGGAAUUUAACAGUGGAAAAUAACGUGAAAUUUUAACCCAAAUAUCUUUAUGUUAGGGAUUUUAACCGGUGACCUCAUGUGAUGAGAGGCGGGUUUACGGUCGGCUUUAAUACCAUAUUACCCAAGAUCACUAAGCAGAUUGGAAAUAACUAGGAAUAUUCUUAAUAUUACUGGCCCAAUCACCCAUAAGCGAAGGAAAUCUAUGCACUGACAAGCACUUGUCAUCUUUUAGCUUUAGCCUGAUGGGAGUCCAGACAAUCAAGUCUCAAAUUGCAGUGGAUCUUCUGUUGCUCAUUUUGGUCUAUAGCAUUAUUAUGAUGCCUACAUCCAACAGAAUAAUUGCACCAAAGCAAUCAGCUAUAGCAUUUUGGGACCUGAAACCCUGCCCUUUGUUGAAUAGACAUGGUCAGAGUAACAGUGGACUAGUGUUAUUUAAUUUAUCCUCUGCUUCCUUUCUUUCCAUCUGUUCAUGCAAAAUAGUAUGUUCAAGCACUGUUUUUAACUUUAAUGUAUCACAUGAUAGGAAUCAGAGUACUGCUACAUGACCCCAACAAUAUGUUAUUACACAUGAUGUGAAGAUUUUUGUUGUCAUGCACGCAAUCUAAAAAUAUCAUAUAUUUUUGUCAUUGACAACUUUCUAAAAAACCUAAGGCAUUUUCGUAGAAAUUUUCUUUUCUUCUCUUUUCCAUCCGUCUAUUAUUACGAGUCCCUGUAUUGAAAGACCCGCAAACACAAAUUGUCCAUUGAGUGAAUGGUCAUUCAAUAUUCUCCAA
This is a messenger RNA of Ananas comosus (pineapple), 2369 nucleotides long. RefSeq names its product E3 ubiquitin-protein ligase RING1-like. Gene Ontology annotation, molecular function: transferase activity. Gene Ontology annotation, biological process: protein ubiquitination. NCBI's taxonomy places the organism in Eukaryota, Viridiplantae, Streptophyta, Magnoliopsida, Poales, Bromeliaceae. The record is from RefSeq and is a predicted model, not a curated record. The transcript has 4 exons. Bases 69 to 1262 code for a protein of 397 amino acids.